CUCUCUCUCUGUAGUUAUCAUCAUCAUCCUCGCAUUUAUAUUUUUAACACUUUUUCCCACUCCUGCUGCUGUUGCGACUAUUGCGGGAGGCCAGGGUGGACGUGCUCCCGCCGGCCCCCGCGAGAUAUUGCAUCAGUGAACCCUGGCACCCCUGACGAGGCUCCCAAGGCCAAGGUGAGGGUGCCAGGCUGCUGUGAGGCGCCUAAUUUAACACCCAGGCCUUACGCACUUCACGCCGCCCUCUCUAACCUCGCCUUCACCACCCACAUUCACCUGAGUAACACGAGGUUCAGGUGUCAGGGGUUAAUUAGUCGGGUUACGGGUGAGGGAGGUGAGUUAGUGCCACAGUAGGUCUCUGGCAGCCCGCGGGGUGCCAUCAGGGAGGGCGGCUCCGCUCACGACAAUUGUUAUGUAUAUUCCUAGUGAGUGUCGACGGAAUAACCUGACGCGGAGGCCGGGCGAUGGGGUGGACAGGGUAGAUGAACGGAGAGGGGAGAAAAAAGGAGAGGCAGAGAGAGGAAUUAUUUUUUACACCCUCAUUGAUUCGUAUUUAUAAACUUGUCCUGGGAGGUGGUUUGUCCUGACGGGGUUACCUGUCAAAAGGGGAAGGGAUGGGGGGUAGGGGAAGGUUAAGCCGUCUUUUGUUAUUGGGGUAAGGACAAGGGGCCAUAUUUUUAAACAUUUCUGCGCCCAAGAACACGUUAAUUACUAGUCUUUCGUGGGAGUGUAGGGCAUUUCCAAGGGUACGUUUAUGACCCUGGUGGUAGUCUGAGCCUUCUUCUGUACCGUGAACCUAAAAGAACACUCAUUAGAACUCGAUUAACCUCCUUUUUGGACUUUGGAAAUAGUUGAUGUGAGGGGUGGGGUCAUCUGACAAUACCAAGCAAGGACUCCCACCGGACCCUCGAGGAACCCACGCGGGAGGGCAAUGACAGGCAUGCAACACAAGUCUCUGAUCGAUAGUGUUGCUGGAUCCGUGGGCGCUGCGGGGUGAAUGAACUCUCGCACUCCCGCAACACAAAAACCCUGAAAAACCACCUUGCAAAAACAUCCUUAAUCUAUUACACCGCCGCGUCGCUCAUGGCCCAGUCACGUCUCAACAUUAUUAGACGCCGAGGCAUUCACGGCUAUCACUGUCCUUACUUCCUAGCGCCCGCCGAGCCGUACUAAGCGGCGUCUGGCACCUCUCAGCCCUGCCAGCGGAGCGAUGUUCACAGUUUCAGUAAUUAGCGAUCACACACACACAGCAGCACACGAACACACACCCUCGCCUGCCACCACCUCGCCUGGCCACUCUCAUGCAUGCUGCUGCCCCACGCGCCGCCCCAAGACCCACAAGACCCUGAGAUAAACAUUGACACGCUGACUUAGUGCCUCGUAUGUGUGUGGAGUGACAGAAGUGGACACGCCAGGUUCCCCAGCAGGCGUGUGUGGAGCGAGGUGAAACUGAGGUGCGAGUUUUGAGCGCUAAGAUGUGUGUUGCUUCUUCGUGAGUUGAGGAGGAGGAGGUGAAGUGCUUUAUUGAGUGUGCAAACAAGUGAACGUAGAUCGAAGACUGUGUUUGUGCUUGACUUAAACACGGAAAUCAGGACAACGCUCAUUACAGGUGAAGCGAGUUACCUGCACCUUUUUAAUUAGUUCGUUGUUCUAUUUCCUGUAAACUUUUGACUGUGAACUGUGAAAACGAGGGAACUUAAACCGUGAAGACUGUGAACACGAAAACCAAGACAACUUUCAUUUCACAGGUAUACAAGUUGAUUACCUGUACCUUACCUGAACCUUGUAAUGAGCUUGGUGUUCUCCUCUCUUUGAACUGUAUAAACGAGGGAACAUAAACCGAGGAAGAGUAAACUGAGUAAACUUCGUGUGUGCUUGACAGUAAACACGAAAUCCAAGACAGCUCUGAUAACGCAGGUAAUACAAGAGAAUUACGUGUCGCUUACCUGUACUUUAUAAUUAAUUCCGUGUCUUGUGCCCUGUGAACUGAGAAUACAAAGUGGUGGGCGUUGGACCGUAUCUUGGAGUGUAUUAUGCAAGGAGUACGGAGACGACAACAAACACACACACGCACAUACAGGUGGAAACAAACAAACCUACCUGUGGAUUUUGAUUAGCUUCCCGUGUACCUGUGAAUCAAAGAGAGGAAGUGUGUGUGUAUGUGUGUGUGAACUUACAUAACAAAGAAAACACCCACAACCGCACCACCUGUCAAUCAGCGAACAGGUAGAUAUAGAGACAGACAGACAGACUACUCUCCACGUGACUCGAAAAACCUUGAGCUGAUUAAAGGACGUCGAGAAUCAUUUUAUCGUGAAAUACCAAAGAAAGAAAAAGAGAGAAGGAAGACGAGGAGCGUUACCACAACUUGAUCUCGUAUUGCCCAACAAGGAAAGGCGAGGGAAGGUCACGCCACGAGGAAGAGGAGGGAGCGAGAGAGAGAGGGAAGGAGAGGGAGAGAGAGAAGGAGAGUAGCAAGACGCAGUGAAAGUGAAGAUGCUUGUUGCCUCGGCGUUUUUUAUCACUCCGAGGUUUUGAUGCGUCCACUCGCUUCUGAGACCCCGAGGAGACAGCUGACCGCCUCUCCGGCCCUCGCUAUGUGUUGCUGCCCCCGCUAACCCGACUACAGAUGCCAGCCAAAAUGGGGGAGGAGUGGGAUAUCGACUCUAUCAAGGAGGAGGACUGGGAGGAGAAGGCCGUCUACCUCGUGCCCGACACACCGACGGAGGAGACGUGUCCCAAUCAUGCUACGCUGUCCCUCCCGCGUAACCUCGUCCUCAAGGCCUCCGGAACCAUAUCGGAUGUUAUGGGUAUCUGGAGCACAGACUACAUCCCCAGAGGCACACGGUUCGGUCCUCUGGUGGGCAAGUGUUACGCCAAGGAUGAGGUGCCCAAGACAGCCAACAGGAAAUACUUCUGGCGGGUGGAUCUGGGCCUGGGCAAGCGAUUGGAGGUAUACCGCGGGGAUGAGCUCUACUACUACAUCGACGGGUACGACACCACCAGGGCCAACUGGAUGCGCUACGUCAACCCCGCCUACAGCUCGGACUCACAGAACCUCAUCGCCUGCCAGUACAAGACGAACAUCUACUUCUACACCAUCAAGCCGAUCCUGCCCAACCAAGAGCUGCUGGUGUGGUACUGCAAGGAGUUCGCCACCAGACUGAACUACCCUCUGACUGGUGAACAAAUGCUCCUCAAGAUCCGCCAGCAGGUGAGCGAGGUGGAGGUGAAGGAUGAGCCGGCGGAAGCGGAGCCUAAGGCCGCUGCCACACCGUCCCCGACGAGGUCCGCGGCCGCCGGGUCGCCCACGCAGUUCGAGGCGCGCCACGGUCAGCUGACACCCACGGAGGGGUCGGUGAGGUCGGACGAAGGCUACGACAGCAACGGCUACCACCAGGACUUCAACCUGCCCGAAGACUCCUCAGACUCCGAGGGGGACAACAACUAUGUCCUCGACUUCAGCAAAAAGAAGCGGAAGGAAUCACCGACCCAAGAGGAGGAGGAGGAGGCGGAGCUCCGCAACGAGUACCGCAAAGUGAAGAUCAAGAUGUCGCGCGCGUACCACUACCGCUCCAAGUCCACGGGCUCAGACUCGUCCGAGAAAGAGAAAUCUGUGUCGCCGCCGCUUGAGCGUCAGCAGCCUCCCGCUGAGCCCCAGACAGCGGCGCCCGUGCCGGAGCCCGCGCCACAGCCCCUGCCACACCCCGUCCACACAGCGGCACCCAAGGCCGCUCCGGCCGUCGCCCACCCGUCCAAACGGGAGGUCGAGGACCCGCCGCCGCCUCCGCCGCCCCGCCGCACGCCGCCGUACGCGCCGCCGCAGCACUACACGGCACAGUUCAGCGAGCAGACGCAGCGGAUCGACUCCGUCAUGGAGAAGGAGCAGCGGCCCGAGAGCACGCAGGAGGUGGCCAGCGCCAGCCACGUCGUGCGACGAUACCAGAUUCCAGAGCUCACGCCCCUGCGCCGCUCCCCCGAGGCGCCCCGCCCCGCAGAGAGCAUGCGACCCGAGCCCCGCCCCGCGCCGGUGUUCCCAGACUCCCGCAUGCCCGUCAUGCCGGACACGGCCCUGCCGGGCAUCACCAUCACCAAGCACCACGUGGCGCCGGACACGCGGCAGCCCCACGUGCCUGACACACGCAUGGGUCUGCCAGCCCACAACCGUGUGCCGCUGCCUCACUCACACGAGGGGCGCCUCGCCCCCAGUCGCCUGCAGCUGCCGCCCAUGACCCGCCUGCCGGGGCUGCCCUCCUCGGUGGCCCCCAUGACACCUCGCCUGCCCGUCAUGCCACCACAGGAUCCCAGGGUGACGGUGGCCCCCGACCCCCGCCUGCCCGUCCCGCCCGACACCCGGCACGCGGUGCAGCCCGACACGCGGCACCCGGGGCCCCCGGAGGUCAGGCACACAGUUGCGGCCGACACGCGCCUGUCGGUGCCGCCCGACACCCAGCUGGUUUCCCCGCGGCCCUCCGGCUCCAUCCUGGAGAACAUCCUGCUGCGGCGGCUGGGCGGCAAGGACGAGGCGGACACCACGCACCUGGCCCCCGCCGUCGCGCCACGGGACCUGAAGGAGCCCGUCCACAUCGCGCUGCCCAGCGACGCCCACUACAAGCCGGACAGCGCCACCAGCACCUCGGGGCCCACGCAAGACUACAACACCUACAAGCGGAAUUACUGUAACUCCGACUCGAGCCAGCAGAUCUCACCCGACUCCUCGUCCACCCAGAAGCCCGGCUCGGCGUGCUACACCUCGCCCCACCCGCCGCCUCAGGUCACCUACGCCACGCAGCCGCCCGCCUCCACCGCCUCCUACCGGGCGCCCGUCUCCCAAAUGUUCUCGUCGCCGCACUUCAACAUGUACUCCUACAACGGCUACAACGGCAGCAGCAACUCCUUCCCUCCCACGUCCCAGGGCUCCGUGCCCAUGGACCACCGCCUCACCAUCUCCAUCCCCAACAACCAGUCAGGGCAUUCCCCUCCCUCCAGCAACUCCUCCCACUCCUCCCAGGGCUCCCCCUCCUCGCAGGGCUCCAGCUCCCCCACCAACAGCAGUCGGGGCUACCGGUCUUUGCCUUACCCGCUGCAGAAGAAGGACGGCAAGAUGCAUUACGAGUGCAACGUUUGCUUCAAGACCUUCGGGCAGCUGUCCAACCUGAAGGUGCACCUCAGAACACACUCGGGCGAGCGGCCCUUCAAGUGCAACGUGUGCAUCAAGAGCUUCACGCAGCUGGCGCACCUGCAGAAGCACCACCUGGUCCACACGGGGGAGAAACCGCACCAGUGCGACAUCUGCAAGAAAAGAUUCAGCUCCACCUCCAACCUCAAGACGCACAUGCGGCUGCACUCCGGCCAGAAGCCCUACGCCUGCGACCUCUGCCCCGCAAAGUUCACCCAGUUCGUCCACCUGAAGCUGCACAAGCGGCUGCACACCAACGAGCGGCCCUACACCUGCAACACCUGUAACAAGAAGUACAUCAGCGCCUCGGGCCUCAGGACCCACUGGAAGACCACCUCCUGCAAGCCUUCCAGCCCUGAGGAGGAGCUGGCCGUAGAGCGCUCGCCCACCGGCUCCUCGGGCGGCUACGAGUACUGCCCCUCCAUAGUCUCAGCCGGGAGCAGUUUGGAGACGGCCGACACCAACAGCAUGGACGGUAUGCCCACCUCACCUCACAGACACGACCUUCACGACGCCGGCGACUACGACCCCAAGAGCCCGACCUACAUGAUUCCCGAGGAGCUGAUCAAACAGUCGCAGGAAGAAUUCAAGAAUUACAACCAGGACAUUAAGUGCGAGACGGACACCAGACCCUCCGUGAUUGAAUCCUCCGCCCACCACGCCAUCGAGUGCACGUAGGACUCCCAAAGAAAA
Molecule: messenger RNA, 5869 nt
Organism: Eriocheir sinensis (Chinese mitten crab)
Lineage: Eukaryota; Metazoa; Arthropoda; Malacostraca; Decapoda; Varunidae
Product: transcriptional activator GLI3-like
Exons: 11
Coding region: 2627-5854 (1075 amino acids)
Biological process (GO): cell fate commitment; regulation of transcription by RNA polymerase II
Cellular component (GO): cytoplasm; nucleus
Molecular function (GO): DNA-binding transcription repressor activity, RNA polymerase II-specific; RNA polymerase II cis-regulatory region sequence-specific DNA binding; histone deacetylase binding
Source: RefSeq, a predicted model, not a curated record